CCUGAAACCUCGCCCUUUCGGUUGCCUCUGAUCGGUGUUCAAAGCCCAGUGGUGGGUUGUCACUUGGGUCGAGCGUGGAAGUGGGCCGUGGAAAUUGGAUUUUCAGUCGUGAAGACGCAAUCCCAUUCCUCUUCCAUCUUCGUCUCUCUUCCAAAACAAAACAAAAAAGACCAUGGCAACAGUAGAAGACCGCGACCGCUUGCUCAGCAGCAACAACGCUGUAUCAGCCUCAUCGUCAUCGUCAUCUUCCAGCAGUAUCACAGAACUUGAUUUGGCUCUGAAAUCAGAUUCGAAUUUUCGACACACUACCGAAGCUCUUCAUGCGAAAGGAUCUUCAACAAUCAGGCACGUCACAGUUACCUGCCAUGGCUCCUUCUUUAUGUGGCGAUGGAGUAGUUCUCCUCGUACCGCCGAAGAAGAGCGUCAGAUACGUGAAUUCUUUCAGGCUUUGGGAAGUCUUGUCAAUCUACAGAGUCUCAGUUUUGUGGCAGCGUCGUUCGGAAAUCCCGUGACGGUCCCCACGGAAUUGUUGGUGGAAACACUCCAACGAUCGAUACGAUUGGAGCGUUUGAGAGUUCACGGACUGUGUUUGAAUCUAGACAAAGAUGCGGCACAACGGGGCAAAACCCUGGAAAGUCUGGAACUAGCGCUCCUCCAAGACAGCAAGUUAUCCGAAAUCAGCUUUUUCAAUUCUUUUUUUGGAUCCCAGUGGCUGACGGCCAGUACGAUUAGUAGUCGACAACAACACCCACAAUUAGCAUUUGAAAGGCUGCUAUCUGUGUGUACAACGAGACUCCCACAAUUGGAACAGCUGUGCAUUCGGCAUCGAAGACACAGGGUCAGGGAGUAUCCAGGAACCAGGCUAUCGAAAUCCGUGAUUCAGCAAGUUGCUGCAUCUCAUUCUCUGCGACAAUUGGAAUUGUUCAAUUUCAAGCUCUUUGACGAACAUUGGGAAGCGUUGGCCGAGGGAAUAUGGUUGGCAGGCACGUACAGUCGCCUCCACGAACUGUCAAUUUCCUGCAAAUCCUUUGGAUUGCGAGCUUGUCGGGCCGUUGCCGAUAUUCUGACAACCAGCACGUCCCUCCAGUCUCUCUACCUCGAACCCGAUAAAGGAACUUAUUCCUGUGGGAAACACUUGAACGCGGAAUGCACCAACGUGUUGGCCAAUGGUCUACUAGAAUCCAAUAGUUCCCUCCAGAGUUUCACCUUGCAAGGCAUGCCAGUGGUUAGUUUGGAAGCCUUUGUCAAGAUGAUCCAAGUCAAUCUGACAUUGGAAACGUUAGAUGUAACUGGUUAUCAAUCCAAUUCCCUGUUGGAACAAGACUUGGAGACUCAUCUCAAGUUGAAUCAAGUGGGACGAUACGCUUUGGUUCAUGAUGAAUCGAGAACGGCCUCACGAGCGCAAUGGGCAAACGCCAUUAUUGCUGUGGAGGGCAACGUCCACUGCUUAUUCUACCUCCUCUCGGCAAAUCCUUCCCUGUGUAAUCCUUUUAGCUAGCUGAAAGGAUAUUACUAUAACGCAAUUGUUUUAGGGCGUGGCAAUCAAGCUACAUGUGCGCAUACCGUACUGGUAUGGUUGCAAUGAAACUUUCCAUGAUCACAUUAUGAUCUUUUUGUCGUGGCUUGUUUUUAAAAUAAGCUAUUAAUUUUAAAUACCAAGAAAGCUUUGUGGGUGGGGAAGUACGGCAUCUUUUUCCUUUGCUUCGGUGGGCUAGCUAGCUAGCUGUAGCAAAGCUCCGUUAGAGCGGCCGAAUGAUUGAUUCAUCACUACAGCGUAGCUGCCACAAACCGAGCGCUAUGAUAGAGCUACAUGUACAAUACCGUACGGUACAGUACAGUACAGUACAGUAC
Seminavis robusta is the source of this 1851-nucleotide messenger RNA. The record is from the annotation of a GenBank genome assembly. NCBI's taxonomy places the organism in Eukaryota, Bacillariophyta, Bacillariophyceae, Naviculales, Naviculaceae.